AUGAAGGAGUGUCUCAAAGCUCCCCAGAGUGAACCAAAUGCCCUGGAACUAGUUGAAAAACAUACCACUAUUCCAGCUUCUCGACUCGUUGAUGUUGGACAGUAUGAUGGGAAGACCUAUAUGAUUAUGACAGUACUCCCCGGAGAGCAGCUUGAAUCCGUGUACCAUCUCAUGUCCUACGAAGAGUGCGACCGUCUUGCUGAGGACCUAGGGGAUUGCGUCGCUCAGCUUCGACGAAUCCCUAACAAUACACCUUAUCGCUUCGCUAAUACCGCUGGAGGUCCUAUAUAUGAUCAUCUUCUCCCGGACGAAGAACCGGUUGGUCCAUACAAUAAUGAAUCCGAUUUCAAUAAUCAUCUUCUGGGCUAUAUUGACUGCACCCCUGAAGAGGCUUUCCAGUCCAAUGGCGAAAACAGGUCUAUGUGCCAGGAUCAUCAGUCUUAUUUUACACAUGGUGAUUUACACUCUACGAACAUAAUUAUGCAAAAUGGUCGGCUGAGUGGCAUCGUGGAUUGGGAAUGUGCUGGGUAUAUGCCUGACUACUGGGAAUGUAUCAAGGCCCGGAGAGCUUCUUGGUCUAGUCCAGUUUUGUGGGCCAUAUAUGGUCCUGUGUUCAAGCGAUUCGGAGAUUAUGAAGAGGAAUGGGAGAUCGAAAGGAUCUUAUGGCGACAUACUCACUAG
Penicillium malachiteum is the source of this 681-nucleotide messenger RNA. RefSeq names its product aminoglycoside phosphotransferase family protein. Lineage: Eukaryota; Fungi; Ascomycota; Eurotiomycetes; Eurotiales; Aspergillaceae. The record is from RefSeq and is a predicted model, not a curated record. Bases 1 to 681 code for a protein of 226 amino acids. The transcript has a single exon.